GACUAUAAUUGAUAAAUUUGAGAAAACGGGGAGCAAAUUCUUUGAAAAAAAUCAUCAAAAACCGCCACAAAUUUCAAAUCCCCUCCAUAAUUUUCUGUCAAUUACAGGAUCCUUAUCCAAAUCUAACAUAUUAAUGAUGGAUACUCUGUAUGCAAAACUCUACAAUAAAUACGAUGCUCUAAAGAAAAAGCGGAUUCGGGAACUCGACGAGACUAACAAAGAUCAAGAACUCAAGUUUUUGACUUAUCUGACUGCUGCAGAAGAGCUGAUACAACACUUGAGGAAUGAAAAAGAGAGUUUGAGUGCACAAAUUAGCGAGUUGAGAAGCCAAGUUGCUUCAAUCAGGUCUAGUAAGGAUGAAGAAUGUGCAAAAUACCAAAAGCAGUUGUUGGAAGAGAACCAGAAGAAUAAGAUGCUGCGUGAAGAAGUUGACAGGGUUCAAAAACUUCAAGAGCAAUCGUGCUUCAGUGGAAACAAUAAGAAACUGCCGCCUCAAAUUACUCAAGUUAUAUCAUGUGAUAUGAGCAGUGGCUCAACAAUAAGGAUGACAAGGAAGCGCAGCCGAGAAGCUAGGGCCCAGAUAGAGGAGUGUAAUACUCCUAAGCAAAGUGACCAAGAGGAUUUGCUUGUAAGAGAAUCGACGAAAGACUCAUCCAAAGCUAGAAAGAUUAGCCGAGAAACAAGGACUGAAAAGGAGAGCUUUCCUACUUUUGAACAAUGCAAUGAGCAGCAGCCUCUUUGCUGCAGUAGAGAUGAUUCAGGUGCUGGCGUUGCAAUUGCCAAAGAUUCAACUGACUGCCAGUUUCGAGCACUUAUUGAAUGCUUAUUAGGCAUGAAAUUGUCUGCUCUUAAUCAAACUGAAGGGAUGAGUGUUUCAGCUGAGCAUCAAUCAAGUGGUUAUUCAUUCAGUUUGACUUGGGUAAAAAAGUCUGCUGAAGGAGACGCGGAGUUGCUAUAUCGUCUGUCGACAUUAGGGACAUUUGAAAGAGUAGCACCAGAGUGGAUGAGAUCAACCUUAAUGUUCAGCACCAGCAUGUGCCCCAUCUUCUUUGAAAGGGUUUCCCGUGUUAUCAAGACGCAUUGCUGAUGCUACUUUUGUAUUCUAAUGUUGGACACAUGACAUCUACUGGCAUUCUUCGAAAACCGAUGACUGGUUAUUUCUGGCUUGUAAAAUUUUCAGCCACACCCCUGUGAAUACUCUGCUGGUAUGAACCGCCCCGUCUUGAAAUAUUGAAUUUCACGACUUGACUGCAUGUAAAGAGUGAUUUUGUAUACUACUUAAGGUUUCCCCAUAACUUUAACAAACCAAUGUGUAACUAAUGAUUGUGGCUUGUGCAUCUUGACAGACAGUAAGGGUCCGAUCAUAUUAUGUUGUGAGUAUUUUUUUUCUUUAGAGGAUUGCAUAGUCAGAAGUAGUGCAAAUUUAUGUAAGCUAAUGAGAAAGAUAUGCAAAAUAUUUCAGAGUCUAAA
This is a messenger RNA of Mercurialis annua (annual mercury), 1470 nucleotides long. RefSeq lists its product as uncharacterized. The transcript has 9 exons. NCBI's taxonomy places the organism in Eukaryota, Viridiplantae, Streptophyta, Magnoliopsida, Malpighiales, Euphorbiaceae. The record is from RefSeq and is a predicted model, not a curated record. The coding region runs from base 134 to 1087 and encodes 317 amino acids. Gene Ontology annotation, biological process: developmental process involved in reproduction.